GUGAUUCAACAAUAAACAUUGCACAUGUUUUUUUCCCUCAUCUUUUAUUCGGGUCAUUUAUUUUCACAUUUUUUUUGUUGAAAAUUUUAUCAAAAAAUUGAAUAAAUUCUCAAAUGACCUCUGUAAUUCAACAAUGUACAGGUUGUGGUGGUGAAGCAUCAACACUGAAAUGUCCACAAUGUUUGAAAUUAGGUAUUGAAACAUCGGUAUUUUGUUCACAAGAUUGUUUUCGAAAUGUUUGGCCUAAACAUAAACUUUUACAUCGAAAAAAUGCUGUUGUUAAUGAAAGUGAAGAAAAAAAUGAAAAAACAGCCAAAUCUCCUUAUAAUCCAUGGCCAUUGUUUAGCUUUACGGGAUCAUUGCGGCCAAUGUAUCCAUUAUCACCAAAACGAACAGUACCGGAACAUAUAAUGCGCCCAGAUUAUGCCGAUCAUCCACUUGGUGAAUCGGCUUCGGAACAAAGCGUGAAAGGUUCGACACAAAUUCGAGUAUUGGAUGAUGAAGAAAUUGAAGGAAUGCGUGUUGCCUGUAAAUUAGCACGCGAAGUAUUGGAUGUUGCAUAUGAAGCAGCCGAUAUCGAUAUAACUACCGAUGAAAUAGAUCGUCUUGUACAUGAAGCAUGUAUCGAACGUGAAUGUUAUCCAUCGCCAUUAAAUUAUUAUAAUUUUCCUAAAUCCUGUUGUACAUCGGUAAAUGAAGUGAUCUGUCACGGUAUACCUGAUCAACGGCCAUUAGAAAAUGGUGAUAUUUUGAAUGUUGAUAUAACUGUUUAUCAUCGUGGUUUUCACGGUGAUCUCAAUGAAACAAUGUUUAUUGGUGAAGUUCAACCGCAACAUCGAAAAUUGGUACAAGUUACAUAUGAUGCAUUACAAAAAGCUAUUGCCAUUAUAAAACCGGGUGAAAAAUAUCGUGAAAUCGGUAAUGUUAUACAGAAACAUGUUUCGGCACAUGGUUAUUCAGUUGUACGAAGUUAUUGUGGUCAUGGUAUACAUCGUUUGUUUCAUACUGCACCACAAGUACCGCAUUAUGGUAAAAAUAAAGCAUGUGGUAUUAUGAAAGCUGGUCAUUCGUUUACAAUCGAACCAAUGAUAUCGGAAGGUAAUUGGCGUGAUCAAACAUGGCCCGAUGAAUGGACAGCCGUAACGGCCGAUGGCCGACGUUCAGCACAAUUUGAACAAACAUUUUUGGUUACCGAUAAUGGUUGUGAAAUAAUGACUCGACGACGAAAAAAUAAUGGUCAACCUUAUUUCAUGGAUAAAUUGAUUCAAUGAAUGGAAAAAAUAUCGAUUGUUCAAUAUCGAUGUAUCGAUAACAUUUUGAUUGUUUUUUUUUGGAGGAGGAUAUCCUUUUAGUGAUUUUGUUUAGUGUUUUCCGC
Dermatophagoides pteronyssinus (European house dust mite) is the source of this 1375-nucleotide messenger RNA. Its product is annotated as methionine aminopeptidase 1. NCBI's taxonomy places the organism in Eukaryota, Metazoa, Arthropoda, Arachnida, Sarcoptiformes, Pyroglyphidae. Gene Ontology annotation, biological process: proteolysis. The record is from RefSeq and is a predicted model, not a curated record. Gene Ontology annotation, molecular function: metalloaminopeptidase activity. Gene Ontology annotation, cellular component: cytosol.